This is a messenger RNA of Megachile rotundata (alfalfa leafcutting bee), 4290 nucleotides long. It is a transcript of the gene AcCoAS, whose product is annotated as acetyl coenzyme A synthase. Gene Ontology annotation, biological process: acetyl-CoA biosynthetic process. Gene Ontology annotation, molecular function: acetyl-CoA synthetase activity. The record is from RefSeq and is a predicted model, not a curated record. NCBI's taxonomy places the organism in Eukaryota, Metazoa, Arthropoda, Insecta, Hymenoptera, Megachilidae.
CAUGAAAUUUUACGGGUCUGAUGAUAUUUUACAAAGAUGAUUGUGAAAUUAUUUCAUGAGUCGACGAACUCGACCAUACAACAUCGAAAUCACGUACAUUGAUAAUUCGAUACUGAAAAUACUGAAAUUUUGCAUGAUGUCAUGUUCUAGUAAUCAAAAUUAGAUUUUGUUUUUUUCAUUUUGUUUACAUUCUUCUGCUUUAUUUAUAUAAUUCACUCUAAUAAUUUCAUUGACAAGGUUACGUUUAUCGACGACGUCGAUAAGUUGAUAGUUUGACUUCUGCGCAUCUGCGUCGCGCAGCAUGCUGUCACUGCUCAAAACAAUUGAGUAAACGCAUUUCAAAACAGAUUUGUUCUAAACAAAUAUCAUUUACAUACAUUGCACAAUUAAUUCGAUAAUAUUUCUAACUGUCAGGUAAAAUAUACGGCUCACAUUUAACAAAAAAAAGAAAUUAGUUUUAAAGUUAUAGGGAGUUUUAUCGGUCGAGCAAUAAUCAAGUGUAAUUAUUUUACGCAACGUAGUUAAUCGUUGACAUGGCACAAAUCUAUUCUAUUUUUACGAUGAUUUCGUAUGCAUGAACUGAAUUUUAAUUUACAAACAAACAACAGGAUAUAAUCUCGUUCGUAGUACGUCCCUGGUGGCGCCUUUCGACUCGACACUACCGACAUCACCCAUGUUGGUUAGCGCUUUCGCCAACUUGCUAUUCAGUCGCGGUUUAUCAGCCGUACCGUCACGAGAAAGAUAGAACGGAGGUGUACAAUUUUAAAAGAAUUUUUUUUGACUCCUCCGUUCACGAAUUUCCAAGUGUUCCGUCCUUAUCCUUCGACAACGUAAUCCUUUAAACGAGACACCAGGAAAAACACUACGUGUCAAAGUAUCGUGAUCGCAUUUCGAGCCCGCUCUUUUAUCGAUUGACCGACCAACCACUCGACACUCUGUUUCAAGGGAUUGCAGACUUGUAAAGGGUUAAAGCAAAACUUGUCAAACUGAAAUUGCAAAGAUGGCGGAUAAAAUAUACUACCCCCAUCCGGACAUUGCAAAGAACGCGUACUGCAGCAGCAUGGAGCAGUACAGAAAAAUGCACGAAAAGUCCAUAAAGAACCCUGCACAGUUCUGGGGAGAAAUCGCAAAGCAGUUCUACUGGGAAACACCAGCUUCGGAGAAUAAUUUCUUCUCUUACAACUUCGACAUCACCAAAGGCGACGUUUUCAUAAAAUGGAUGGAGGGUGCAUCGACUAACAUAAGUUUCAACCUGCUCGACAAAAAUGUGAAGAGUGGAAACGGCGACAAGAUUGCGUUUUACUGGGAGGGUAACGAUCCGGACGAUUAUUCGCGGUUGACUUACAGGAAGUUACUCGAGGAAGUAUGCAGAUUUGCAAACGUUCUGAAAUCGAAAGGAGUGACGAAAGGAGACCGUGUUGCAAUUUACAUGCCGAUGAUUUUGGAACUUCCCAUUGCUAUGUUGGCGUGUACCAGAAUCGGGGCCGUCCAUAGUGUAGUGUUUGCAGGAUACUCAUCGGACUCUCUAGCAGAGCGAAUUUUGGGAUCCAAAGCGAAAGUGCUUAUCACGACCGAUGGCGUAUGGAGAGGCGAGAAACUUCUUCUACUAAAAGCCAUCUGCGACGAAGCUUUGAACAAAGUGAAAAAAAACGGUCACGAGGUAGAGCAUUGCGUGGUAGUAGCGCAUUUGAGGAGGCUUACUAGUCCGCAAGGUGUUAAGUCCGACACGACAGGAAAGACGAAUGGAGUGAACGGUACCAGUGACGGAAAUGGUGUGGACUUUCCCGAAAUACCGUGGGAUGACGAUCGUGAUGUGUGGUGGCACGAUGAAAUGGAAGAGGCCGAAGAUAAGUGUUAUCCAGUGUGGAUGGCUGCUGAAGAUCCAGUAUUUAUUUUGUACACCAGUGGUUCCACGGGAAAACCGAAAGGUGUACUUCAUACCACGGCUGGUUACUUAAUCUAUGCAGCAACGACAUUUAAAUAUGUAUUUGAUUAUCAUCCUGGUGAUGUGUAUUGGUGCACAGCCGAUGUUGGCUGGAUCACUGGUCAUACUUAUGUUGUUUAUGGCCCAUUGGCUAAUGGAGCUACAUCGGUUCUUUUUGAAGGAACACCGUUUUACCCAGGUAACGACCGAUACUGGUCCGUCAUCGACAAGUACAAAGUCAAUCAAUUUUAUACUGCACCCACCGCGAUCAGAUCGCUGAUGAAGUUCGGAGAUGAACUAGUAAAGAAACAUGAUCUCUCUACUUUAAAAGUAUUGGGUUCGGUUGGUGAGCCGAUAAAUUCUGAAGCUUGGCUUUGGUUCUACAAUCUCGUCGGUCACGGAAAGUGCAGCAUAUCGGACACAUUUUGGCAAACGGAAACUGGAGGUCACGUGAUUACACCUCUUCCUGGUGCCACGCCAAUGAAACCGGGCUCUGCAACGUUCCCAUUCUUUGGCGUUUUACCAGAAUUGUUGGAUGAAGAUGGUCGAUUGAUCGAGGGAGAGGGAGAAGGAUAUCUUGUUUUCCGUCAACCUUGGCCAGGAAUGAUGAGAUCGCUGUACGGAAACCAUCAACGCUUCCAGAAUACGUAUUUCGAUAGAUUUCAUGGAUUUUAUUGCACCGGCGAUGGCGCCAGACGUGACGCAGAUGGCUAUCUAUGGAUAACCGGCCGUGUAGACGACAUGUUGAAUGUCUCUGGUCACUUGAUGUCCACCGCUGAAGUAGAAAGUGUGUUGACUGAACAUUCCGCUGUGGCUGAAGCUGCUGUAGUUAGUAAACCACAUCCUGUGAAAGGACAAUGCCUGUAUUGCUUCGUGACACCCAAUCAGGAAGCAUCAUUUGACAAGAAGCUUCAAGAUGAACUUAAAAAGAAAGUGCGUGACAGAAUCGGACCUUUUGCUCAACCCGACGUCAUUCAAUACGCCCCAGGAUUACCAAAGACGCGAUCCGGCAAAAUCAUGAGACGUAUACUCAGGAAAAUAGCAGCGGGCGAUAGAAAUGUCGGAGACGUGUCGACGUUAGCCGACGAGACUAUCGUUGAUCUUCUGUUCCAGCUGAGGCCGCAAGUUUAAAAGCGCGUCGUCGACAUAGCCUCUAUCAAAUGAAACGUAGUUAGCUUAGAAACGAAAGCAAAAGAAAGACACACUUCCGAUGAUCGAUAAAUAUGCAAGGCUACGGAACUAUAGUUAUUAACAAGAGUAACGCUAAAAAUUACUGCUAAAUCUCUGAGGAAAGAACUAUCGAGGUUGAAAUAAUCAAUAGAAUGAUCGAGCUCUGAAGUAGUGUCCCUAACUUAAAUGAAACUUCCGUUUUAUACGUUAGAAUUGUUACCUUUUUUUGUUAAUAGUUUUUAUUUAUAGUACUAUUUAUCAAUUAUUUGUAUAGACAAUUACAGCGCGGUAAUAGUUACUGCUUUUAGUCGAUAUAUUUUAAUUUCAUCAAUCACCUGUUUGUCAGCUUCAAGAUUUAUUUAAACCACCAUUAUAAUUUCAUUCGAUUUGGAAAAUGAUUUCAUGAACGCGCUAAAAUUGUUGUGAGAAUAAUUAAGGAUGCGAUAUGAAACUAUAUAAAGCUGAAACUAAAUCUAUUUGUGAUUUCUGAAAGAUCGAUUACUUAGAUAUACUUCUUGUUGCGCACUGAUCAUCAUCGUAGCAAUAUUUUGUGAACAUAUAAAGUUAAUAUCAAAAUCGAAGUAUAUAUAGUCAUUGUUCGACAUUGUUGAAGAAAACUUUUAUAAGAUAUACGCCCAUGACGCACGCGUUCAAACGAUUUAUGAUAAAUAUGAAAGUAUUCCAAAAGCUUUUGAAAAGUUUACAAAACCGUUUAAUACGACUAUAUUUUCGAUGAUGCGAUGUUAUGUUGCGAUAGCAUUUUAAGAACGUUAUCAUAGAAUUUCAGUUGGUUUCGUUCGUAUGCGUAGCCAAGUUAUAAUUUAUUUCUAGAUCUCUUUUUAAUCUUGUUUAACGCGUUUACUCGUUUAUAACGACUUCCGGUAACGAAAGCGCUCGUACAGGUUCUAAUUCGUUUGUAAAAUCUUCGUCCAAUGAGAACUAGAAUGACAGAAAAUUAUAUAUAGAUUAAGAACACUUUUCGUUGAUAAAUUUCCCUUAAGUCAUUAAGAAUAGUUUUCGAAAGGUUACUUAACUUUAAUAAAAAUAUUUUUAUUACAAUUAUUUUCUUGUUCCUUGAGGGACAAGAGACCUAAUUAUACGCACGAUCGUUAACGCACUGUACAAGGAAGUCGCAUUUUCCCAUAAGUUUUUUAGAAGGCUGGUUUUACAAUGUAACUGUUAUACGUACUAUGUGU